Molecule: messenger RNA, 6167 nt
Organism: Phalacrocorax carbo (great cormorant)
Lineage: Eukaryota; Metazoa; Chordata; Aves; Suliformes; Phalacrocoracidae
Source: RefSeq, a predicted model, not a curated record
AAAUUUGCCAGGAAGCAGCAGCUUCUUGCAGCGUAUUUCUCUGGCUGCAGGAUAUUUUCCAGCACAGAGGGGACCACUCAGACAGCGCGCUCAGCCCAGAAGAACGAACUUCAUGAAGCACGACAAGCCAGAGGUGACUCCCAGCACAGCCUACCACUAACUCCAAGGUCAGCCACACGGUACCUACCUGCACUGAUCGGCAGCUGCUGGCGGAGGACUUGGCUCUGAGAACUGUAAGCACUGAAAAUGGAAAGAUUCCUGGGUUUUACCCAUAACCACUGUAUCGUCGUGCUGUUCUUCAUCUCCCUGAGCCCGCAGGGCUUUGCUCAGUAUGAACACUGGCCCUACCUCCCCGGUUACCCUGAGCCACCUCCACAAGUGUACCAGCCCCCCCAGAGACCAGCAGAUGUUCCCAAGAUCCAGCUGCGGCUUGCAGGGCAGAAGAGAAAACACAACGAAGGCAGGGUGGAGGUGUUUUACAGCGGCGAGUGGGGCACGGUGUGCGACGAUGACUUCUCCAUCUACGCUGCGCACGUGGUCUGCAGGGAGCUGGGCUACGUGGAGGCAGUGUCUUGGCUACCGAGCUCAAAGUAUGGAAAAGGAGAAGGGAAAAUUUGGAUGGACAAUGUCCACUGUAAUGGCAAGGAGACCACCCUGGCAGCAUGCACUUCAAAUGGCUGGGGAGUAACUGACUGCAAACACACCGAAGACGUGGGAGUGGUCUGCAGUGAAAAGAGAAUCCCUGGCUUCAAGUUUGACAACUCCUUGCUUAACCAAAUAGAGAACAUGAACAUCCAGGUGGAGGACAUAAGGAUCCGCGCCAUCCUCGCCACCUACCGCAAGCGGGUGCCUGUCACAGAGGGUUACGUGGAGGUGAAGGAUGAAGGGACCUGGAAGCAGAUCUGCGACAAGCACUGGACCAUGAAAAAUUCCCGAGUUGUCUGCGGCAUGUUUGGGUUUCCGAGUGAGAGGAAAUACAACACCAACGUCUACAAGAUGUUCGCCAGCAGAAGGAAGCAGCAUUACUGGGCUUACUCAAUGGACUGCAGUGGGAAUGAGGCUCAUAUCUCCAGCUGCAAACUGGGCAAUCACCUCAAUGUGGAUGCAGAGAAGAACGCGACCUGUGAGAACGGGAUGCCCGCAGUUGUCAGCUGCGUCCCUGGCCGUGCCUUUGCCCCCAGCAGCCACAGUGGCUUCCGAAAAGCCUUCAGGCAGGAGCAACCGCUGGUGAGGCUGAAAGGGGGAGCCAACACCGGCGAAGGACGCGUUGAAGUGCUGAAAAACGGGGAGUGGGGAACGGUUUGCGACGAUAACUGGAACCUGGUGUCCGCCAGCGUGGUGUGCCGAGAGCUGGGCUUCGGGAGCGCCAAGGAGGCGAUAACGGGCGCGAGGCUCGGGCAAGGCAUGGGUCCAAUUCAUCUAAACGAAAUUGACUGUACGGGCUUUGAAAAAUCAGUCACGGACUGCAAAUUCAACACAGAGUCGCAGGGCUGUAACCAUGAAGAAGACGCUGCUGUGAGGUGCAACGUUCCAGCGAUGGGUUUCCAGAAUCAGCUGCGUCUGAGUGGCGGCCGCAACCCUUACGAGGGCCGGGUGGAGGUCCUGGCAGAGCGCAACGGCACUCUGAAGUGGGGCACCGUCUGCAGCGAGAACUGGAGCACCGUAGAGGCCAUGGUGGUGUGUCGGCAGCUGGGGCUGGGCUUCGCCAGCCACGCCUUCCAGGAAACCUGGUACUGGCACGGAGACAUCAGCGCUGACAACGUCGUCAUGAGCGGCGUCAAGUGUUCGGGGACAGAGAUGUCCCUGGCCCACUGUCGUCACGAUGGAGCCGAUGUCUCCUGUCCCAGAGGAGGGGGUCGCUUUGGUGCUGGCGUGUCCUGCUCGGAGACUGCCCCUGACCUGGUGCUCAACGCCGAGCUGGUGGAGCAGACGGCCUACCUGGAGGACCGCCCGAUGUUCAUGCUGCAGUGCGCGCUCGAGGAGAACUGCCUGGCCAGCUCGGCCGUCAACACCUCCGUCACUUCUGGGUACCGGCGCCUGCUGCGCUUCUCCUCCCAGAUCCACAACAACGGGCAGUCCGACUUCCGCCCCAAGAACGGCCGCCACGCCUGGGUCUGGCACGACUGCCACCGGCAUUACCACAGCAUGGAGGUUUUUACCCACUAUGAUCUACUGAACCUCAACGGAACAAAGGUGGCUGAAGGACACAAAGCCAGCUUCUGUCUGGAAGACACGGAAUGCGAAGCAGAUGUGCAAAAACAGUACGAAUGCGCCAAUUUUGGCGAACAGGGCAUCACAGUUGGAUGCUGGGAUGUGUACCGUCACGACAUCGACUGCCAGUGGAUCGAUAUUACCGAUGUCCCACCAGGCGAUUACCUCUUCCAGGUUGUCAUCAACCCAAACUACGAAGUCGCUGAAUCCGAUUAUUCAAACAACGUGAUGAAAUGCAGGAGCCGAUACGAUGGGCAGCGCAUCUGGAUGUACAACUGCCACAUAGGUGGCUCUUUCAGCGAGGAAACGGAACAGAAGUUUGAUCACUUCAGCGGACUCACAAAUAACAAGGUGGCCACCCGAUAGAACGGCAUCGCCUCCCACCCCACUAUUUAAAGCAGCGAGGUUUCCUGCUUCGGUGAUUUCCCUAACCACUGCACAAAAAAGAGAAUCAAGCAAACAAUCAAACUCUAAAUUAGCAAGGUAAAUUAUUUUCUAAAGGUGCCUUCUUUCCCAGUCUAGGUGCUCAGACCACCACAUGUCUCUUGUAACUCCAGUCCCCACCACUGAGGUAGUUAGGAGCAGGCUUCUAAGCUCUACUUGGCUCCGCAUCUUCACCAUUCCAACCUUCUCCCCAACGAUUUCUCCCUCCACUUUGCAGCGCCACCUCUAUUCGCAGACCUAGGUCCAGGCUGCAGCAAGCACAAUUUGCCUUUGUUUGGGUACCAGCAACCUAAAUGUGUCUUUACCAUUCAUUUUCUUCAAGGCAUUAAUCUCGGUAUCUUUAAGCUCUCUGACUCAAGCUUGAACGCACCAUUGAUGCAAACGCCUCCACCUGUGACGCUGCUUCUCGAACACAGCUAACCCUCAGUACCGCCAUGUCAUUACUCCAUUUUAGCAAAGAAAUACAGGAAAGGAAAGAAAAAUGGAGCCGCUUUUUCGGAGCAGAACGGUGUAAAGCAUAAUUUAAUACUGCGGUGAAACUCUUGUAUUCAACAAUCGCCUCCCAACACAAUCUCUUAAGCGGAGCAGCUAAUGCAGAACUGUUUUCUACCAAUGCAUCAGGGCUCCGUGAAGCUACACCUCCCUUGUAACAUCUAGAAGACAUUGCAGUUCUCCUGAUGAGUCCACUGGACUGUGAAUUUCCAUUACACAGUAAGCUAUUCACCCAACAGAGUCUACAUACAUCUAAAUAUUACCUUCUAAGCUGGAUAUGCGCUCUGUCUCUUCUUUAAAGGAUGAAUUUAGUUAAGGCAUUGUUGUAUCAUCGCUGUACCUUACAGAGGUAACUUCGUGGCUUUCAUCGUCAGGGAGCUGGGCCUGUGCUGUCACGGCCCCGCCUGUGUAAGUUGUCUUUAAAAGGAUUUUUACGCUUGGUAAAUUCAUAAUGGUGCUAAGCGUGUCCCUCUGUUUGUUUGAGGCCACGCGUUGCUACGGAUUUUCAGACACAACUACUUAAAUAAAAAUGUUUUACCCGGAAAAAUGUUUUAUAUGCCAUUUGUGUAUUUCUACUCCAUUGAAAGUUUAGAGCCUUGUUCACCAUUCCUGCUACUGAAGUUUGUUCUCCCUCUGUGUUUGUACAGAAGACUUCCACAAGCAGCUAAAGUUAAUGCAUACUUAUAGCUGAGCAUUUCGAUCCACGGGGGGAUUGAAACUGGCUGCAUCCAGCUCGUGCUCUCCAUAACCUACCUCACAGGGAUGUUGUGAGGCUGAAAGAAUGCAGAAGUCUCUUGCUAAUGCCUGUCAGAGUAUUUGUCAUUUAUCCAGCGGCCCAGAUGGUGGCAUCGAGCAAAGGUUUUUAGCCUACUGUAAGCUGGAAAACUCCAUUUUGUUCUCAAGGUGCCAGAGGGCGUAGCAAAAGCAGAGUCUGAGAGGUGUUGGAUGCUGUAUUGCUGCUGCCACACCAAGGUGUCUUUGCAGCAUCUCUUAACGCCAGGCUCUGGGCAAAUCAGAACCGGCAAGUUCUGGUUUUCUUUUCCUAAUCCCUGUAUGACAGCUUUCCUUGCUAACAGCGCAACAAAGCGAGUCAGGCUCUUUGUAAAUAAGGAAAAAAAACCCUUGAAACUCACUUGCAUCCAAUGCUUGUCAGUUUUGUGGGAUAUUUUAACAAUAACAUUACAACAAAGUAAACAUUAAACAGCUCUUUUGACUCCUUCAGAUGCUCUGCUCUUGCUUACAGCUGAAUUUUGGCCAACAAGAUACAAUUCCCUUACUCUAAUGUCGGGUUUUUUUAAUUAUAGAGCAGGCUUUUCUGUAAGCAGCCUUACUUUCUGCAAGUGCCCCAGAGAGGAACAGAUGCUUUGAAACGGAGUAGGGCAAGAUGCUCUCCACAAUGAAGAGCUACCAGCAACCCUCUUGAGGCCAAGAUCGCAUUAAUAGUAACCUUCUUCCCUUCCCAACUUUAGAAAGAAAAGACGGUGCUAAUCCAUAUGAGAACAUCCCUGUGGCAACUCACUGUUCUGCAUGCAGUUUAAUAUCACAGCCGUGCUCAUCUAUACAUGUUUUUUCAGCUGAGAUGGUUUAUUCUUCCUGCUCCUGGUCCAAGCUUUCCGGCAGGAGCACUUCAGUGCCCAAGACGUCCUGCUGCUUGUGCUUCAAACCCAAAGCCCGGGUCACCAGCCUCUUCGCCACUGCAGUGUCAGUCUGGGGUCUUUCUUUCACAAGGUGAAGGAGCUCUAGGUAAAAAAAAUGGGUGAAAAAUCAUUAACUUAGUGCUUGUUCAGGAACAGUCUUGUGGCUAAACCAUAGGACUGGCAGGCCACAAGGGCUGCUUCUGAUUUUCUUAGUUCCUUGACACAAUUACCCCAGGAGCAUAAGCAAAUCAUUCUAUCCCCCUGCAGUAAAUCACUUUUUUCUUUUAGGAAGAUGUGCCUCCAGAUUUGUACUGAAGAUUUUUCAAUGACAGUUCAAAAGCUAUUUGGCUAUAAUUAAGCUCCAGGCCUCCUCUGCAGCGGUAGAGUGAGCUAUUCCCCCUUUGCUUUCGGGAACAGCUCCCUUAACCGUUCCUGGCAGAAUUCAGCAAGUCACAUCUCUUGAGAACAAAAUGAAGGCACACAGUCCAACCAAUUUAUCCACGCACAAGAAAGUCUGGUCUCAAUUGAGAUUAAUCAAAACAAGCAGCAAGGAAAAAAAAUAUGCAUUUAAAAAAAAAAUAGCUAAAUAUAUCAGAUGCUUUGGAAAAGCCCUUUGGCCAGUAAUCUCCAUUUUGUGGCAGACACGUGGCUUGCUGCAGUUUCAUCUUACAAGAAACAAAUACACCAAGACUUUACCAAGUCCGCAGUAGUCUGGAUUUGGCAAUUACCUACUCAUUUAUCAGCAACUGUUUGCAGAUUUAUUAUCCAGUUAGCAAUGGGGGCUUUGCUUGCUUUUUCACAAGUUUUUAUUAACAAGGUGGCCCAUCAGCAGCUUGAAGAAAAAGGGGCAGAUUCAAGGCAGCCGCAGAUUGGAAACCAGAACUGCCACUCUUUCUUGCCAAAGCUCAAAAAAAAAAAAGACAAAAAAGAAAAGAGACACUGUCAGCUAAUUAAGAUCUAAAUUUGUAUUUGGGGAAAAAAAAUUGCUACUUAAACUGAAUACAGAGUUUAUCUAUAAAGUUCCCCAGGAGGGGUUUAUAACCUGAUUCAGAAGCGAGCCAACAGGCUACAGCAGCGAGAAUCAGGGAGCGUGAAUGAACACAGACGAAGGGGAGAGUAAAAAAAAAAAUAAAAUAAAUCCAAUUCUUUGAUGUUUCAUUGAAAUCCAUCAGUCUUAAAAACUCAGGAACUUCUAACUGUGACAGUGUCCCUUUAAAGCGUUAAUACCGAAAUUCAUUUCAACUGCAAUGUACCGUAGAACUAACAGUGUAGUUGUACAUUCAGCGAAGUCUCUACUGCUACAAGAUUCAUGGCGUUUCUUUACCAUGGCAAGUAUAACUGAUUACAAUAUGAUUUUAAAAGGCAAUAAAAUAAAUAAAACAA